AAGUCAGAGUCUGAACAGCUGCGGAAGCUCUUCAUCGGAGGUCUGAGCUUUGAAACAACCGAUGAGAGUCUGAGGAGCCAUUUUGAGCAAUGGGGAACACUUACGGACUGUGUGGUAAUGAGAGAUCCGAACACCAAGCGCUCCAGAGGCUUUGGGUUUGUCACCUAUGCCACUGUGGAGGAGGUGGAUGCAGCCAUGAAUGCAAGGCCACACAAGGUGGAUGGAAGAGUUGUGGAACCAAAGAGGGCUGUCUCAAGAGAAGAUUCUCAAAGACCUGGUGCCCACUUAACUGUGAAAAAGAUUUUUGUUGGUGGCAUUAAAGAAGACACUGAAGAACAUCAUCUAAGAGAUUAUUUCAAACAGUAUGGGAAAAUCGAAGUGAUUGAGAUCAUGACUGACCGAGGCAGUGGCAAAAAGAGGGGUUUUGCUUUUGUAACAUUUGAUGACCAUGAUUCUGUAGACAAGAUUGUCAUUCAAAAAUACCAUACUGUGAAUGGCCACAACUGUGAAGUAAGGAAAGCGCUCUCUAAGCAAGAGAUGGCUAGUGCUUCAUCCAGCCAAAGAGGUCGAAGUGGUUCUGGAAACUUUGGUGGUGGUCGUGGAGGUGGUUUUGGUGGGAAUGACAACUUUGGUCGCGGAGGAAACUUCAGUGGUCGAGGUGGCUUUGGUGGCAGUCGAGGUGGUGGUGGAUAUGGUGGCAGUGGGGAUGGCUAUAACGGAUUUGGUAAUGAUGGAAGCAACUUUGGAGGUGGCGGAAGCUAUAAUGAUUUUGGCAAUUACAACAAUCAAUCCUCAAAUUUUGGACCCAUGAAAGGAGGCAAUUUUGGAGGCAGAAGCUCUGGCCCUUAUGGUGGUGGAGGCCAAUACUUCGCCAAACCACGAAACCAAGGUGGCUAUGGUGGUUCCAGCAGCAGCAGCAGCUAUGGCAGUGGCAGAAGGUUUUAAUUACUGCCAGGAAACAAAGCUUAGCAGGAGAGGAGAGCCAGAGAAGUGACAGGGAAGCUACAGGUUACAACAGAUUUGUGAACUCAGCCAAGCACAGUGGUGGCAGGGCCUAGCUGCUACAAAGAAGACAUGUUUUAGACAAUACUCAUGUGUAUGGGCAAAAAAACUCGAGGACUGUAUUUGUGACUAAUUGUAUAACAGGUUAUUUUAGUUUCUAUUCUGUGGAAAGUGUAAAGCAUUCCAACAAAGGGUUUUAAUGUAGAUUUUUUUUUUUUUUUGCACCCAUGCUGUUGAUUGCUAAAUGUAAUAGUCUGAUCAUGACGCUGAAUAAAUGUGUCUUUUUUUUUU
Molecule: messenger RNA, 1293 nt
Organism: Mustela lutreola (European mink)
Lineage: Eukaryota; Metazoa; Chordata; Mammalia; Carnivora; Mustelidae
Product: heterogeneous nuclear ribonucleoprotein A1-like
Exons: 1
Coding region: 118-945 (275 amino acids)
Molecular function (GO): RNA binding
Source: RefSeq, a predicted model, not a curated record